AUGGGUCGACCCGAAGCCUGCGUGCUCUUCGCUCAGACAUUCGUUCACCCCAACCUCAAGGAAUACGUCGACGAGGUGCUAUUUGCGGAACCUGUAGUCAUCACUGCCUGUGAGUUUCUCGAGCACAAUGCUCCGUCAGCUUGUUCUGCAGUGAAACUUAUGGGGGCCACUUCACCUCCCUCAUUUGCAUUGGAGGUUUUUGUUCACUGCGAAAGAGAAACAAGAUUUAGGCGGCUAUGUCAGCCCUUUCUGUAUUCUCAUUCAUCAUCAAAUGUACUUGAAAUAGAGUCUGUGGUGACAAACCAUCUGGUCAUAAGGGGCAGCUAUCGCAGCUUAAGUAUGGUUAUAUACGGGAACACAGCUGAAGAUUUAGGCCAAUUCAACAUAGAAGUUGACCUAGAUGGCUCUUUGACAGAUAAUGUUAGUGCUAUUGAGGGAAAACUUGAGGACCUUCCUCCUGCAUUUCGUCCCAUGAAACCGACAAUUGAGGAACUUGUGCUUCCCCUGAAAAUAUUGUCCCAGACAGUUAUUGCAUUGGAUAUUCCUCUUGAAAUAAAGAAAUUUCUGCAUCUAGCUUUUAAGAUAUUGGAGUCUCCAAACCUUGGGGCAGCAGCUGAUAAAGUUCUUAGUUCCCUGUUAUCAGUGGCCUCAAUUUAUGCAACUCCUCACCUGUCGUAUGAUACUAUUGAUAAGAAGAGAUUUGGUGUAUUUAUAUUGAAAAGUGGCGGCGAGGCUCAUCAUGUUCUUACUGAAGCCCGGAAGGAACUUUCAGAUGUUUUUAAAAGUCUUAGAGAUCAAUCAGGAGGUUCAGAUAGCUUGUGUUUUGAAUAUGAGGUUCCUACUUCCAAAGAGUUGGUGGACACUUUAUAUGAACACUUCGAUUUUUGUGGAAACUCAGGAAAUGUUGGAUAUCCUGAACUUUCACAGAAUAGGAACACCAUAAUGUUGUUGAGCGCGGCUCUUUUAUUGUGCUCUGCUAGGGAGAGCUGCUUUCACUUUGUUAAUUAUGGUGGUAUGAAGCAGCUUGGAUAUGUUUUCACCCACAGGACUCAGAAUUCUACUACUAUUACAAUUUUGUUGCUUGGAGUUAUUGAGCAGGCUACUCGGCUUUCAAUUGGCUGUGAAGGGUUCCUAGGAUGGUGGCCUCGAGAAGAUGAAAGCGUCCCUUCUGGUAUUAGUGAUGGCUAUAAUCAGUUAUUGAAGUUGUUGUUGCAGAAUCAGAAGCAUGAUAUUGCUUCACUUGCAACUUACAUACUUCAUCGUCUGCGUUUUUAUGAAGUUACUUGCAGAUAUGAGUGUGCAAUGGUAUCUGCACUUGGGGUUAUUUCUUCAGUUGGCCGUGCUACAAAUUUCACAUUGGACAUGCUUGCCAGUGCUAAAGCGCAACUUAAAAAGCUCGUGAAAUUGAUAAAUUUGCGUGGCCCAAUUGAAGACCCUUCUCCGAUGGCUUCUGCAAGCAGAUAUUUUAUCCUCGGUGAUGCUGGAGUAUUGCCAUAUAGCAAAACAAGAGGCUUGAUUAAACUCUCAAAUAGUUGCUUUUCAAAUUGGGACAUAGACCCACAUUUGCUUUCCCUUCUCAAGGAGAGGGGCUUCCUUCCUUUGUCAGCUGCUUUGCUGUCAUCUUCUAUUUUGAGAUCUGAAACUGGGCAUGCUUUGGACUUAUUAUUAGAUAUUGUAUCACAUGUUGAAGCUACAAUACUCUCACUCCUCUUUUGUCGCUCAGGAUUAACUUUUCUUCUACAUGAUCCCGAAGUCUCCAGUAUGAUCAUUCAUGCCUUGCGGGGUGUAGAUGAUGUUAGGAAGGAAGACUCCAUAUCUCUUCGGUAUGCCUAUGUCCUGAUAUCGAAGAAUUUUUUUUGUCGCCCACAGGAAGUUAGUGUGAUCAUCGAGAUGCAUGUUAGGGCGAUAAAUGCUAUAGAUAAUUUACUUACAUUGGCUCCAGAUACUGAAGAAUUUCUAUGGGUUCUCUGGGAUCUUUGUCGCCUUUCACGCUCCGAGUGUGGACGACAGGCUCUGUUGGCUUUGGUGAAUUUUCCAGAGGCUCUUUCAAUUUUGAUGACUGCAUUGCAUUCUGGAAGGGAACUUGAUCCAGUUGCAGGAGUAUCACCGUUAAGUCUUGCAAUCUUUCAUGCAGCGGUCGAGAUUCUUGAAGUUAUUGUUACUGACUCGACUGCGUCUUCUUUAGCAUCUUGGAUAGAUCAUGCUAAGGAACUUCACAGGGUAUUACAUUCCCCCUCACCAGGGUCAAACAAGAAAGAUGCACCUGCACGGCUUCUUGAGUGGAUAGAUGCCGGGGUAGUUUACCAGAGAAAUGGGGCUAUUGGUCUCUUACGCUAUGCUGCCGUGUUGGCUUCUGGAAGGGAUGCUCAUAUGGCCACAAAUAGUGUUCUAGCAUCUGAUGUGAUGGAUAUUGACAAUGUAGUUGGAGAUUCUUCCAGCAAUUCUGAUGGUAACAUUAUUGAUAAUUUACUUGGAAAACGUAUUAUGGAGAAGGAUUUUGUUGGUGUCAUUCUUCGUGAUUCUUCUAUUGCUCAAUUGACGACGGCAUUUCGAAUUCUGGCAUUUAUUUCAGAUAAUAUGGAUGUUGCUGCUGCUCUCUACAAUGAAGGCGCUGUCAUGGUUAUCCAUGCUGUAAUGAUCAACUGUAAACUCGUGCUUGAAAGGGCAUCCAACAUUUAUGAUUAUUUAGUUGACGAGGGUACAGAGGGCAAUACAACUUCAGAUUUACUGCUGGAACGUAAUCGUGAGAAGAGCCUCGUUGACCUGUUGAUUCCAUCUUUGGUCCUCCUGAUUAAUCUGUUGCAGAGGUUGAAGGAAGCCAAGGAGCAACACAGGAAUACAAAGCUAAUGAACGCCCUUCUACAAUUGCAUCGAGAAGUGAGCCCCAAAUUAGCAGCAUGUGCUGCAGACUUAUGUUAUCCUUGCCCCGAUUCUGCACUUGGUUUUGAAGCUGUAUGCCAUCUUCUUGCAUCAGCACUAGCCUGUUGGCCAGUGUAUGGUUGGACUCCUGGCCUUUUUCACUUCCUCUUCGACAAUCUUCACACAACUUCUCUACUGGCACUGGGCCCAAAGGAAACCUGUAGUUUACUUUGUCUACUGAAUGACUUGUUUCCAGAUGAAAGUAUCUGGCUGUGGAAGAAUGGAGUGCCAAUGUUGACUGCCCUCAGGUCGUUGUCUGUAGGGACAUUGUUGGGAUCUCAGAAAGAGAAACAGAUCAACUGGUAUUUACUUUCUGGACACCCCAAGAAGCUGGUUUGUCAAUUGUCACCACAGCUUGUGAAGCUGGCAGAAGUUGUUCUGCAUUGUGCUAUCAGUACAUCAAUCGUCAUACAAGAUAUGCUGCGGGUCUUCAUAAUCCGUAUUGCAAACUUAAAUAUCGAUAAUGCUUCAGUAUUGCUUCAACCUAUCAUAUCGUGGAUCUCUCAUCACCUUUCAGAACCGUUGACAUUGUCUGAUGUGGAUGCUUACAAGGGCUUUCGAUUGCUGAGUUUUCUUGGUAGCUUAUUGGAACAUCCAAAUGGAAAGUCAUUAUUGCUGAAGGAGGGUUAUGUUCAGAUGCUCACGAAAGUGCUCGAAAGGUGUAUUAGUGCCACUAACUCGGAUGUAAAACUGUUCCCAGAAAACGGAAAUGUGGCUAAAGAUGAAUUUUCUUUGCUUAGUUGGUGUAUACCCAUAUUUAAGUCUAUCUCUUUAAUUAGUGAUUCUCGAGCUUCUGUGCAAUAUGCUGGAGCUAAUGGAAGGUGCAUUCGUGAGAGUUUGACUGCUGAAGAAUGCAUCGAACUUUUGUCCUACCUCCUUAAAUUUUCCAUGGUUUUGCCUGUUGGAAAAGAAUUAGUUACCUGUCUGUCUGCUUUCAAAGAAAUGGGUUCCACUGCUGAAGGCCAGAGUGCUUUACUGUCGAUUUUUAUGCACAGUCGUUCCUCUGGCAUUGAGAUUUCUGAGUCCCAAAGUAGACAUGAAAGUGAUGGAAGAUACAAUCUAAUUGAUGUAUCUGAUUGGAGGGAGCAUCCUCCAUUGUUAUGUUGCUGGACUACUUUAGUGAGGUCGAUUGCCUCGAAUGAUAUUUCUCCAGUACAUACUGCUUCAGCUAUUGUUACAUUAUGCACAGGAGCAUUACGCUUUUGCAUGGACGGGGAAAGCUUCAAUUUGGAGAGGGUGGCUGCUAUCAAGUUCUUUUUCAGAAUUAAGGAUGGGAGUUCUGUAGAUGGUUUUAUUGAAGAGAGCAUGAACCAGAUCGAGGAGUUUGCAAAUCUGUUAGAGUCAGAGAUAAGCAAUGAUACAUAUUCAGCUGCAGGGGAUGUGCCCCCUACUCUGUACGAGGUUAAGGAGUCUGCAAACUCAUUAAUACUUCUGUUGCAAAAGUCAACUGAUACAGUGAAUGAGGAUGUUACAAUUGCCAGUCUCCCAAGCUCAUUAGUUGUUGCUCCAGUUCCUUCGAGGGUGCAUAAAAUUGCAAACAGCAGCAUAGAACGGAUGGAGGAUUACAGCUUGGAUGAAUUUGGAGACAAGUUUUUUUGGGAAUAUCCUGAAACUCUGCGAGAUAGACUUGCACAGACCGCUCUUCCUGCAAAAAGAAAGAUCUCUUCAUUGGAGGGACCAAAUAGGCGUGCCAGAGGGGACAAUGCUGCAGCUGAGGCCAUCACACAAAGUACAUUCUCUAGGGGAUCGGGACCUGUUGCUGCCCCCUCUGGCCCUACUCGUAGGGAUACCUUUCGACAACGUAAGCCAAAUACUAGCAGGCCUCCUUCUAUGCACGUGGAUGACUAUGUUGCGAGAGAAAGAAAUGCUGAUGGUACAAAUUCUAAUGUAAUUGCUGUCCCACGGAUAGGAUCUACAAGUGGGAGACCACCAUCUAUCCAUGUGGACGAAUUCAUGGCCAGACAGAGGGAGCGCCAAAAUUCUGUGGGAUCCACAGGUACCGAGACAACAGCACAGGUGCAAGCAACAGUACCAGAUAACAACGCAGAUGCCGAGAAGCUCAGUAAACCUCCGAAGUUGAAACCUGAUCUUGAUGAUGAUCUACAGGGAAUUGAUAUUGUAUUUGAUGCCGAGGAAUCUGAAUCUGAACCUGAUGAUAAACUGAUGUUUCCUCAACCGGAUGCCCAUCUACAGCAGUCUCCCUCUGUUGUAGUCAAGCACAGUUCUCCUCAUUCAGUAGUUGAGGAGACAGGUGCUGAUGUGAAUGAAGGUAGUCAGUUUUCUCACUUGAGUACACCAUUAGCUUCAAAUAUGGAUGAAAAUAUGCCAAGUGAAUUUUCUACAAGAAUGUCUGCAUCUCGUCAAGAGAUGCCAUUGACUCGAGAACCAAGUAUUUCUUCGGGUAGAAAAUUUCCUGAUCAGUCAGAGGACGUGAAGAGUUUUCCAGUCCAAACACCUAGGAUUGAAUCUCCUGCUGGAGCUAGUGGUUCUGGAAUUUCUACUCAAGUCUAUGCAAACACUCCCUCUUCAACUGGACAAUUAGCUUUUGGCUCUAGGCCUCCUGCCUUCUAUUCGCAAGCAAAUUUCCCACAAAGUGGAACUGUACCUUUAAGUGGUGGUGGUUCUCAAGGAUUCUACGAUAAAAAAAAUCCAUUAAAUCAGCCACCUUUGCCUCCAAUGCCACCUCCUCCAACAGUCUCACCUGUAUUAUCUCAAACUACAGAUACCAUUGUUCAGUCAGAAUAUCUGUCUGUUUUGGCUAGCAAUUCCUCACUGGCAACUUCCAGUCCUUUGCCUGAUUCAAGAUUCGGACAGAAGUCCCAUUCUUCCCCUGGCAGAUCGAGUAGACCGCUACCUCCUCUUCCUCCUACACCACCUCCAUAUUCAUCUAACCCUUCUGCAAUAUCCUCAUUUAAAAAUCCAAAUUCUCAGUCUCCAAUGUACACUCAAACUGUUGGUAGUUCCGAGCUUCAGCAAAACCUUGUUGCACCUUCAAUGGGUACUGGAUUAGGCAACCUUUCGGCAUCACGGACGAUGCUAACUUCUUAUCCCCCGCCUCCUUCAGUACAACCCUUGCAUUUCAGGCCCGGUUCCGUACCUAUCAAUUUUUAUGGGAAUAGUUUAGUUCCACAUCAUGGAGAAAACCUACCUAGUAUUUCGCAAAACCUUCCCAUGUCUCUUCCUCCAUUUCACUCCAUACCGCCCCUUACUCAGUUGCAGCCACUACAGCCACCACAAAUUCCUCGCCCGCCACCACAGCAUCUGCGGCCAUCCAUUCCUGCUUCCCUGCAGGAGCAAGGCACGUCUGUGUUGCAAAGUCCCCUACAAGUGCCCCAACUCUCUCCUGCCCACAUGUACUAUCAGACCCUACAGCAGGAUAAUGCUGCACAUUCAUCGCAACAAGUUGAGCAGUCACGAGUUCAGCAUCAGCAAGCGGAUGGCACAUCCCAGCAACAAGAUUCUGGAAUGUCGUUGCAGGAAUACUUUAAAUCCCCAGAAGCAAUUCAGUCUCUGUUGAGCGAUCGUGAUAAACUUUGUCAGCUUCUGGAAGAACAUCCUAAGUUGAUGCAAAUGCUGCAGGAGCAACUAGGCCAUUUAUAG
Messenger RNA from Fraxinus pennsylvanica, 6519 nucleotides. NCBI's taxonomy places the organism in Eukaryota, Viridiplantae, Streptophyta, Magnoliopsida, Lamiales, Oleaceae. The record is from the annotation of a GenBank genome assembly.